This is a messenger RNA of Capsella rubella, 2243 nucleotides long. RefSeq names its product bZIP transcription factor 28. Lineage: Eukaryota; Viridiplantae; Streptophyta; Magnoliopsida; Brassicales; Brassicaceae. The record is from RefSeq and is a predicted model, not a curated record. Gene Ontology annotation, cellular component: nucleus; endoplasmic reticulum membrane. Bases 65 to 2101 code for a protein of 678 amino acids. Gene Ontology annotation, molecular function: DNA-binding transcription factor activity. The transcript is spliced from 2 exons.
GUUUAUAAGCCGUGUGGAACCAUCGAGAAAGCGAAAACGAAGAAGAAACUUUCAAAAGCCUUCGAUGGUGACGACGCAAUCAACAUCUGUGAUCGUUCCUCCGCCGGAAACACCUAAUCUGAACCCUAGCAUGUUAUCGGAUUCCGACAUCAUUUCGUUUCCGCCGCUAGAUCCUCUUUUCCUAUCUGAUUCUGAUCCGAUUUCAAUGGAUGCUCCUCUCUCUGACCUCGACUUCUUACUCGACGAUGAGAACGGUGAUUUUGCCGAUUUCGAUUUCCCGUUUGAUAGUUCGGAUGAUUUCUUCGAUUUCGAUUUGGCGGAGCCCGCGGCGGCGGUGAUACCUGAGGAGAUGGGAAAUAAUCGUUCCAAUUUGGACUCAUCGGAAAACAGAGACGGCGAUGGAGGCGCAGAAGGACGAUCUGAUUCUGUUCAUUCUCAGGUUUCAUCUCAAGGCUCCAAGACGACUUUUGUGUCCGACACCGUUGACGCGUUAUCCUCCCCUGAAUCGAGCAAUCACAAGAAGUCUUCUGUCAGCAAGAGGAAGAAGGAAAAAGAAGACUCCGGCCUUGAACACAGGAGCCGCAAGUAUCAAAAGUCCGAUGAUAAAUCAGUCGCUACAAACAACGAAGAGGAUGAUGACGACAAGAAGAGGUUAAGGCAGAUCAGGAACCGUGAAAGUGCUCAGCUUUCGAGGUUGAGGAAGAAGCAACAAACUGAGGAGCUUGAAAGGAAAGUGAAGAGUAUGAAUGCUACCAUUGCUGAACUGAACGGUAAGAUUGCUUAUGUUAUGGCUGAGAAUGUAGCUUUAAGGCAACAAAUGGCUGUAGCUUCUGGUGCUCCUCCUAUGAAUCCUUAUAUGGCUGCACCGCCAUUACCUUAUCAAUGGAUGCCAUAUCCACCGUAUCCUGUCAGGGGUUAUGGAUCACAGACUCCGCUGGUUCCCAUUCCUAAGUUAACCCCUAAGCCUGUCUCUAGUUGUAGAUCGAAAAAGACAGAGAGUAAGAAGAAUGAGGGCAAAAGUAAGCUCAAGAAGGUUGCUAGUAUUAGUUUUAUUGGAAUUCUCUUCUUUGUUUUCUUGUUUGGUACAUUAGUUCCGUUUAUGAAUGUAAAUUAUGGAGGAGAAAGUGGAAGCUUUGGCGGUUUGUCUAAAUAUGAUGGUCACCGGUACUACCAUGAGCACAAGGGGAAGGUUCUAAUGGUCGGUGAUGGUUCUGAUGUUAGAAGAGAAAGUGGAAUAUCUGACGGACAUUUACAUUCUAGUAGGAGGGUUCAUGGUGAUAGCGAUAGUUGUGGAGGAGUAGAUUAUAACCCUCAUCCGAAAAUAGAGGGACGACCAAGUUCAGUGAGCAAUGCUAGUGACCCUCUUUUUGCUUCUCUCUAUGUCCCAAGAAACAAUGGGCUUGUGAAGAUUGACGGGAACUUGAUAAUUCACUCUGUUUUGGCGAGUGAGAAAGCAACUGCUUUAGCUAAGAAGAAUAUCACUGCAACAGUAAAAACCAAAGAACCGGAUUUGACCAUUCCUGGUGCACUUUCUUCUGCGUUAGCUGUUCCUGAGCUAAGAGGAAAUGCAGCAAUGCUCCCUCAGUCAAUGGCUCUAUCUUCUGAAGGGAAAAGGCUUCAUCAAUGGUUUCAUGAAGGUGGCUCAGGGACACUAAUGGAUUAUAGCAUGUGUACUGAAGUUUUCCAGUUUGAUAUUGCUCCUGGUGCUAUAGUCCCAUCAUCAGUCUCCAACAUUUCAGCGGAGCAGCUCCAAAAUGUCACCACCCACGGCAAGAGAAUGAAGAACAGGAGAAUUCUCGAGGGACUUCCGGUUUCACGUUUGGCAUCUGAGCUCAAUAUCACCGGAACCCAGCCGAACAAAGAAACUCAAAACAAGACCUUCAAUGGAAACACUAAGAACAAACCCAACUCAUCAUCCUCCAUGGUUGUCUCAGUGUUGCUUGAUCCAAGAGAGAUUGUUGACUCUGAAACCGAUAGAGUGGUGCCCCCGAAUCCUAAAUCACUUUCCCGGAUCUUUGUGGUGGUGCUCCUCGACAGUGUCAAGUACGUCACCUACUCAUGCGUCCUUCCUCGAUCUGGUCUCCAUCUCGUAGCCACCUGAUCCAAGUUACUCAGCUCAACUAGACCUCAGUAGGAGACCGUUGACUUGUUUAUAUAUACAUUACGUUAUUGACUUUUUUUCCCCGUGUUGUACAACUCUUGUUUUAAGGUUUUGGAUUUUAAUGUUGAGAAUUAAACUGAAA